AUGGCGGUUGUGAGGCCAGAAAUCCUUAACAGCAGCUCUCAGAUGGCAGCUGUUCCUCUACAGCUUCUGUUUUAUGUAAAUGGAUUUUAUUUAGUCUUUUACAUCGUGGCAAGUCUCACUAUGUUGAUUUAUAAAGGUCAAACUUUCAGCUAUCCAGGAGACUUUUUGUCUGUUGAUCUUACCCUGCUUGUCAUUAUGGCCAUUGCUGAAGUGCUCCGGUUGUACCUGGGUGUAAGGGGGAACCUGGCAGAAGAAGACAGUUUGUUGGGGCUCAGCCUUGUGAUGAUAGUGGGCAGUGUGUUUCUGGCUGUGUAUUUCCUGGUGUGGCAAACCUAUGUGCUGAAAACAGACGUCAUCCUCAACAGUGUUCUGCUCGUCUUCUAUGGGAUGGAGUCAAUUCUCAAGGUCUCAGCCAUCGCUGCUUUUAACGGAUAAACCUACAGGUCUUCAACGUGGUAUCAACACAUUUCUAGUAUAAAAGGUUGGGGUUAUAGUUCAUACAUUUAAUACUUUUAUAUAUAAAGUCCUGUCAAGCUUUCCUCUGUUUAAAGUACAUGGUUUUGAGGGGCAGACCUGAGUGACAGGUAAAACAUCCUGUCCAGCAGCUGUGUUACGCUCUCUGCACUGUCAGCUUAUGGGCAAAGGCAAGAGGUGAUUCAGCAAGACCUCUUAAUGCUCUGGUAUUCCUCCGGGAUCCACACUCCCUAUUCAUUCCCAACACACAACAGCAACCAGGGCAUCAUCUGAGCCCUGUUGAGAUGCUCGGAUCACAGCACCUGCACCCAGAGUGACACAGAACUGAAUCAGGGUGACACAGCACGGGCUCAUUUCUGCUGUACCACCACGUUCGUGUUUGAGGGCACGGUUUCUCUGCUGCUCUCAUUUGUGUUCUCAGACCCCAGUGGUAAUUACCCUGACUUUACUAGGGCAGAACCUGAUUUAUCCCUGUGGGAAUGAGCUGAAUUGAGUUUUGUGCACAGUCGGAGAGCUGAGCUGCAGCGU
Messenger RNA from Melopsittacus undulatus (budgerigar), 1002 nucleotides. RefSeq names its product transmembrane protein 80. The record is from RefSeq and is a predicted model, not a curated record. Bases 1 to 435 code for a protein of 144 amino acids. Lineage: Eukaryota; Metazoa; Chordata; Aves; Psittaciformes; Psittaculidae. Gene Ontology annotation, cellular component: ciliary transition zone. The transcript has 4 exons. Gene Ontology annotation, biological process: non-motile cilium assembly.